This is a messenger RNA of Hevea brasiliensis (rubber tree), 1759 nucleotides long. Its product is annotated as S-adenosyl-L-methionine-dependent uroporphyrinogen III methyltransferase, chloroplastic. Gene Ontology annotation, molecular function: uroporphyrin-III C-methyltransferase activity. The transcript is spliced from 5 exons. Lineage: Eukaryota; Viridiplantae; Streptophyta; Magnoliopsida; Malpighiales; Euphorbiaceae. Gene Ontology annotation, biological process: siroheme biosynthetic process. The coding region runs from base 207 to 1217 and encodes 336 amino acids. The record is from RefSeq and is a predicted model, not a curated record.
CUUCCCAACCCACCCAAAGACUACAAAUUCAAAUCAAACCCAACUUCUUUUUCUUUUUCUUUUUCUUUAUCUCUCUUUCUCUCUCUUUAGUAUGUAUACAAACGCAAAAAUGGUCUCUAUUAACUCUCAAAGGACUAAACUUUUUCUCUCCUUUUGUAUAUAUAUUCCCUCGUAGUUUAACUCAGAAUUCGCAAUCUUAUUGAACCAUGGCUCUUGUGUAUAAGCUGCCAUCGCUUUCUUCUUCUUCUUCUUUAUCUGGACAAAAUUUCAAGCAUUUCUUCUUAAUCCCAAAAACCAUAUGCUCUUUACAUUUCAAAAGCUCACCUUUUACUGAGAAACAUUCAAUUGAGAGAUACCAAAGAGACCACUGGCUUUAUAAGGAUCAGCUAGAUCUUUACCAUUACCAAUCUUCUUCUUCUUCUUCUUCAUGCCCUCUCCCAUCUGACAAAGAGUCUAUAAGGCAAAACGACAUAGCUUUGCAGCUACCAGAGCUGAGGAAGCUACUUCAAGUGCUUAAAGAGAAGAGAGAGACUUUUGGUAAAGAUGGAGAGAAGUGUGGGCCAGGGCAUGUGUAUUUGGUAGGUACAGGCCCAGGGGAUCCGGAAUUGUUGACAUUGAAGGCAGUGAGAGUAAUACAAAAAGCUGAUCUUUUGUUGUAUGAUAGGUUGGUGUCCAAUGAUGUUCUGGAUUUGGUUGGUCCUGAUGCUAGGUUGCUUUAUGUAGGCAAGACUGCUGGCUACCAUAGCAGAACCCAGGAGGAGAUACAUGAGCUGCUUUUGAGUUUUGCUGAAGCAGGAGCUACUGUUGUGAGACUUAAAGGAGGGGAUCCGCUGGUAUUUGGAAGGGGUGGAGAGGAGAUGGAUUUUCUCCAACAGCAAGGAAUUCAAGUGAAAGUUAUUCCAGGUAUCACUGCUGCUUCAGGGAUUGCAGCAGAGUUAGGCAUUCCAUUAACACACCGAGGUGUUGCGAAUAGUGUUAGAUUUCUAACAGGACAUUCGAGGAAAGGAGGAACGGAUCCGCUUUUUGUAGCAGAAAAUGCAGCUGACCCUGAUUCAACCUUGGUAGUUUAUAUGGGCUUGGCAACCCUCCCUUCUCUUGCAUCCAAGUUGAUGCAUCAUGGUCUCCCAUUAAAUACACCAGCUGCUGCAGUGGAGCGAGGGACCACACCUAAGCAGCGUGUGUUGCACCUGCAAUCAUCCAGGUUUUUGCAGAACUAAAGGAUCUUGCUAAUGAAAUUGCAUCAGCUGAGUUAGUUUCGCCUACACUGAUUGUAAUCGGGAAGGUCGUUGCACUCUCACCAUUCUGGCCACAUUCUUCCAAAGAAGCAUCAUGUUUGAUGGAGGCUGUAUAAGAGAAAUUCACGGCAUGUGCACAAUGAUAUAAUGAAAUUCAGUUCUUUUGCUGCAAUUCGGGGAUUACCUGUUACUUGUGUGUGAAGUUAUAUCUGAAUGUGGAACUUCAGCAUUUCACGAUAUGCAAUUUUCUUGUGUUGUGGUCGAUUGGAUCGGUUCCGGCAGCGUCGUGAAAUUUAAACAGUCUCACUCUAUAUGAUAGGGAGCUCUUUGAUCCUUUUGCUCUUUAAGCAUCUGGAAAAUGGCUGCCGUUUUGUUUCUAUUUUCUUGCUAUUCGAUUGGCCUGAAAGGGAAAUAUUGGCAUUUGUCAUUCCAAUUUUGGAACAUGAGUCUAAAUUUCAGAUUCAAAUAAUUGUUGUAAUUCUUUCUGAUGAGUUGAGGGUAUAAGAUUAAAUUCCUUCAUCAAA